Hydractinia symbiolongicarpus is the source of this 1909-nucleotide messenger RNA. Its product is annotated as bone morphogenetic protein 10-like. Lineage: Eukaryota; Metazoa; Cnidaria; Hydrozoa; Anthoathecata; Hydractiniidae. The record is from RefSeq and is a predicted model, not a curated record. Gene Ontology annotation, cellular component: extracellular region. The transcript is spliced from 2 exons. Bases 214 to 1362 code for a protein of 382 amino acids. Gene Ontology annotation, molecular function: growth factor activity; cytokine activity. Gene Ontology annotation, biological process: SMAD protein signal transduction.
GUUACUUUACAACUCAAAUCAGUUGCGUUUAGUCUUCACAGCGGAGAUAGUAUCAAGGUCAUGUGAAGAAAUCACAAAGAAUUUUUCGCGCAUGUUGACAACGUAAGAAGAAAAGUAAGCAAGAGAUUACGAGCACAAUAAAGAGAAAAAAUAAUUAAAAUAUUUUAACAAUAUAUUAAAGAAAAGACGUGUUGACAUUUUGUAGUUCGUGUUAUGUUUAAAAUGGGGCCUACGUUAUUUAUAUUUUAUGCACUGUUUGUAUGCAAUAUUCAAAAUAUUCCAGCAACACCUGUAAACAUUAUUGGAAUUAAAAAAGUUCAAGAGACUGUGAAAAAUUAUAUUGCAAAAGAGAAAAAAUACGAAGAAAAUAAAGAAGAUGAAGAAGAAGAAGAGAGGUUGAGGAAAGCACAUAUUCCAGAAUAUAUGAGGAACUUGUACAAAAUUUUAAACAAACAAGCCGAUGCUGGACUUUUGCACGAUGCCAACAUUGUUCGCAGCUAUUUCGACCAAGGUACAACAACAACCGAAAUGGAACAGCAGUCGUACCAAUUCGACAUUGUCGAUAUAAAUAGAAAAAGAGAAAAGCUAAUAAAAGCAGAGUUAAGAAUUUUUAAAUAUCCAAACAGAAAGAGGACCCCGUUGGCAAGCUUUGUUCAGAUUGACGUUAAAGACAAAAAUACCAAUAAAAUUAUUAGCUCACGGAUUUUAACAUCCAGUGGAAGCGGAUGGCAAGUAUUUCCCGUUACGAACAUUGUCAGUGCAUGGAUAUCGAAAGAGCAUUUAAAUAAAGGCGUACAAUUAUCAGUACGCUCCCUAUAUGGCGCUAACGAAGAAAUAAAAUUCGCAACAAAGAAAACAGUUAGAAGAGAGCCGAUUCUCGUCGUUUAUACAAAAGACAGUUAUGAUCUAGUACUAGCAACUCUUUCAAACUUAAAACAAAACGCCGCUGCUUUUUUUGCGACAAAGACUAACGCUGAACCUUCUGCAGAAGAAAGCAAUCUGCCCAGAAGAGUACGGAGAAGAGCGCGAUUUGAUCCGUGUCGUGUGGAGGAACUGAGUGUACCCUUAGUGCAAAUUGGAUGGCAUAAAAGUUUCGCCGCUCCACGAAAAUUCAGAAUAAACCAAUGCAAGGGUACCUGUGGAUAUGAUGCUUCAAAGGCAUACCACAAACAAACAAACCAUGCGAUAGUCCAAGCUUUGUAUGCUGCUAUAACAGGUGGUAGAAAGACUUCUUAUCCUUGUUGUGCUCCUUCAAAAUUUGCUCCUGGCAACGCCUUAAUUGUUGACCGAAUGCCAAGCGGAGAAGUUGUGAAGGUUGUUUCCCUAGAAAAAUUGACGGUAGUUCAAUGUCAGUGCUUAUAACUAAACGUGAGAGUAUAAAGUGUUGUCGUUACCUAAAAAGCUUAUUUCAUGCGUAGCUGUAUCGCUAAAGAUGAGUAUCCUUUAUAGGAGCACUUUUAGCUAAAUUUAACUUCUUAUUCGGAAGAGAAAGAUAAACAGACAGUUAUAGGUUGAUAUCAAAUGAAUUUACUCUCUUCCAUCAGACACAUUAUGCAAAUCAGUUUGUAUAAACCCUGAGAACAAUUAAAAACCAAAUGUUAUUGAUAUCAAUUAUUCCGUAAAUGGAUGUGACCAGGAAUUAUGAGGGCAAAUACUUCGAUAACAGCCCAAAUGAAGAGAACCAACAAUUUAUGUGUUUAAAGAAAUUCUGCCUUGAAGGCACUUUUAAUCCCCCCCCCCCCCCCACCCAAAGUAUCCGUUGUUGUAUUAUAUGGUAAAACCUUGCGAUAUGAAUUUUUAUGUAUAUAAAAGUUUAAAGGAGAGUAUUUAUUGCUUAUUUAAAUGAAGUAUUUUUAUGUCUUUUUUUUGUCUAUUCAUACUUCUCACAUACUACUUGCAAUCACACACA